AUGACUACUACAUCCAAGGAUGCGGAACCACAGGUUUCCAGCGUCGACGACAAUGGCGAACGUCCAGUUGUGCCAGAAGUAAAGUGGUACAGAUCGACCUUUUACAACAUCACCAUUCUUGGUCUCUGCAAUUUCGCCGCCCCCGGAAUUUGGACGGCCAUGAAUUCUUUGGGCGCCGGAGGCACUGCGAGUCCGACACUGACCAAUACGGCCAAUGCCCUGACUUUCUGUCUCAUGGUCCUUUCGUGCUUCUUCUCGAGCGCGCUUGUCCAUUAUAUUGGUAUCAAAGGAGCUCUGAUUUUCGGAACUAUUGGAUAUGCGCCGUAUGCAGCGGGUCUAUACACGAACAGCAGAUACGGCCUCGAAUGGCUCGAGCUUUUUGGAGCAGCACUUUGCGGAAUCUCGGCUGGUGUCUUCUGGAUGGCUGAAGCAGCACUCUGCAUCGCUUAUCCCGAGCCUUGGAAUAAGGGAAAAGCCUUGGGUUAUUGGCUUACGUACAGGCUUUCAGGCCAGAUCAUCGGCGGUGCCGUCAACAUCGGCCUCAACUCAAACAGGAACGAGGCAGGCUCGGUCUCAUACAACGUCUACAUUCUCUUCAUCGCCCUGCAGGCAGCUGGGCCCUUCGUGGCACUCCUGCUGAACCGGCCGAGCAAGGUCCAACGGAAGGACGGAAAGAAAGUCGUCCUGGAGAUUCUUCAACAUCCCUGGUACGAGAUGAAGAAGACUGCAAGACUGUUUUGCACCAAGAAAUUCCUCCUCAUCAUACCCCUGAUUGGGCAGGCAGUCUUCGCAGAAGCCGUAUUCUUCACUUAUCUGUCCCUCUGGUUUAGUGUAAGAGCUCGUGCCCUGGGCUCUUUCCUGGGUGGAAUAGCAGCAGUGACGGGAGGAAAUAUCCUUGGAUACUGGCUGGAUAGAGUCAAUGUGCCCCUGAAGCGGCGAGCACGUCUCACUUUUGCAGUCAUCCUCACUCUACAGGGCGCAUUCUGGCUUUGGGCCACGAUCAUCGUCACGAUCUUCAAGAGGACCCAACCGACCUACGAUUGGUCGGAUGCAGGUUUCGGCAAGGGCUUUGCUGUUUUUGUCUUCCUCUCACUAGGAUUUCAGUUGAACUAUCUCUACCUUUACUUUGUGAUUCAGAAUCUCGCCGGCCACGACGAGGCCCUGGUGAUCCGCUAUGCGGCAUUGCUGCGUGGUACAGAAAGUGCUUGGCAGGCCCUGAGUUAUGGUCUGGAGGCCCUCACGGUCUUCAGCGAGACGGGAGGCGUGUACAUGAACUUCGGCUUGUGGGCUAUUGCUAUUGCUCCAGCGUGGCUCGUGAUCCGACACUUUGGAGUCGAUGAGGCAUCGACGAGCACUGCGUUGCCCCCCGCUGAGCCUGUAUCGGAAGACUCGGAGAAGAGCAACUGA
This is a messenger RNA of Cryphonectria parasitica EP155, 1407 nucleotides long. RefSeq lists its product as uncharacterized. The coding region runs from base 1 to 1407 and encodes 468 amino acids. Lineage: Eukaryota; Fungi; Ascomycota; Sordariomycetes; Diaporthales; Cryphonectriaceae. The record is from RefSeq and is a predicted model, not a curated record. Gene Ontology annotation, molecular function: transmembrane transporter activity. Gene Ontology annotation, biological process: transmembrane transport. The transcript has 8 exons.